AUGGAUGAAGCUGACACCCAGUCUCCUAUUCUGUUUCAAUCGGAUAAACUUCAAAAUAUAGAGCUCCUCCGUGAGUUGCUAAAUUUGCUUCAUGAUUUGCAGUCAGGUAAAAACCUGGUGAAGGACUUUGACAACCACGCUGGAAGUAUUCGUCUUAAAUUGUCCACAAUAAAAUUACAAUUACUGCAAAUUGAAAAUAUAAAUCAAAGUUUAGAGCAACGAGAGCUAGAAAUCAAAAAAUUGGAGGAGAAUAACAAGAGGAAGGUAGAAUUUUUGAAAGGUUUGAAAAAUUUUACUAGAUAUGAUGAAAUUAAGGACGAAGUAAUGGCAGAAUGA
This is a messenger RNA of Dujonia railenensis, 336 nucleotides long. The record is from the annotation of a GenBank genome assembly. NCBI's taxonomy places the organism in Eukaryota, Fungi, Ascomycota, Pichiomycetes, Serinales, Debaryomycetaceae.